This is a messenger RNA of Radiomyces spectabilis, 1176 nucleotides long. RefSeq names its product histone-fold-containing protein. The transcript is spliced from 7 exons. Gene Ontology annotation, cellular component: CCAAT-binding factor complex; nucleus. The record is from RefSeq and is a predicted model, not a curated record. Gene Ontology annotation, biological process: regulation of DNA-templated transcription. Gene Ontology annotation, molecular function: protein heterodimerization activity; DNA binding; DNA-binding transcription activator activity, RNA polymerase II-specific. The coding region runs from base 89 to 955 and encodes 288 amino acids. Lineage: Eukaryota; Fungi; Mucoromycota; Mucoromycetes; Mucorales; Radiomycetaceae.
GUUUUUUUUAUCGGUAUCGCUGUCAUUGCAUUUUCCUAAGUGAAACCCGCCCAGUGUCCUUUUCUUUUUACUGCGCUUUGGGAACAAUAUGGCUUCGCAACAUCCUCCCCAUGGUCAGCAGAGUGAUACCUCCGGUCGUCGUUUGGUAGACAUCGGGUUAUCGACUGCCCAACAGCAAUAUCAACACCAGGGCCCUAUGUCGUCUCAACAACAGCCCAACGCACCUGGAGGAACCAUACCACAACACCCACCGCCUCAACACGUUAUACCUCCUGCCGCGCGAGCCUCCAGUGCGCAUCCUGUUUUCGAUCUCGGUCAGUUCUGGCAAGAGCAAAUGCGCCUAGCAGAAUCCUUCGAUUCCGACUUUAAGAACCACCCUUUACCUUUGGCGCGAAUUAAAAAAGUCAUGAAGACCGAUCAAGAUGUCAAGAUGAUCAGUGCCGAGGCACCUAUACUGUUUGCUAAAGGUUGUGAAAUCUUUAUCACUGAAUUAACCAAGCGUGCAUGGGUUCAUGCAGAAGAAAAUAAACGACGCACCCUGCAGCGAUCGGAUAUCGCCACGGCCAUCACCAAAACCGACAUGUGUGACUUCUUGAUCGAUAUUGUGCCCCGUGAAGAAGCUGCCAAAUCGACCAAUCAAAUGUAUGAUCAAAGCGGCUAUGCAAACUAUUACCAAUCAUCGAAUAUGCCACAGUAUGCAUCUACACAGAUGGCUGGACAUCCAAUCGAUACCGCUGCUGCCUAUUACCCUCAGUUAUCGCAGCUGACACCGGAGCAAGUACAGCAAUAUCAAUUACAAUUGCAACAGUUUGCUGCGCAACAACACCCCUAUGCUGCUGCAGCAGCCGCCGCCGCCGCCGCCGCCGCUGCAGCACAAAAUUCGUCCGGCCAUUCGCAACCAUCCACUCUAUCGAGCGCACCUCAGAGCCAGCCUGACAAUACAUCUUCUGCAUAAAACUGAAAUUUUACAAACCAUAAGAAGUGCGAAGACGACAAAAAUCGGUCUCGCCGUCCUUUUUAUCUUUAAGGAACCCAUCAAAAAACAGAUGCAACCUUUUCAUAUAUAAACAUGUAGACACUUACUGUACUUUUAACCGCCUUUCAUCUUUCAUCCUUUAUCCUUCCAGCGUGUCCGUCAUAUUCUCGUGUCAUUAAAAAAAAGGGACUGUUAUUUAG